GCGGACUUGUGUCGGAUGGCCGGUUACGCGGUUGAGGAACAUCGUGUUGUAACCGAAGAUGGAUAUAUAUUAACUGUACAUCACGUACCACCUUACGCUAACCCUACGAGAAGCGGAGGGGAUGCAGAAAGUGAUCAUUCCCCUCCCGCGACCUCGGACAAGGGCGAAAGAAGAUCGAGGAGCGCGGAAACGGCAGAAGAAGGCGGCCAUGCGCAUGUUGGAUCAGGCAAUGUUGUAUUCCUCCAACAUGGCCUCAUGGGAUCAUCGGACAAUUGGAAUACGAAUACGGAAGAAGAUAGUUUAGCUUAUCUCCUGUCCAACGCUGGCUUCGACGUGUGGAUGGGAAACUUCAGAGGGAAUAUAUACUCUCGGGGUCACGUCUCGAUCACCCACGAUAACCCCGAGUUCUGGAGAUUCAGCUACGACGAGAUGGCCCGGCACGACCUGCCUUCCAUGCUGGACUACGUGGCCAACCGCACGCGGGCCGAGAAGGUGCAUUACGUUGGCCACUCGAUGGGAACCACCGUGUUCUUCGCGCUCAUGAGCUCCCGGCCCGAGUACCAGAGCAGAGUGAGGUCCAUGGUGGCCCUCGCGCCCGUGGCCACCGUCCAGAGCAUCACCUCGCCCAUCAAGUACCUGGCGCCCAUCGUCAGCGAAUUGCAUUUUAUGCUCCGACUCUUCGGAAAUGACGAGGAACUCAUGACCAACCGCCUUCUGACCUCGCUGUGGGACCCUUACCGCGUGUGCAGCAACCAGGCCAUCUGUGAGAAUCUGCAGUUCAUGAUCACGGGAUUCGACCCCGAGAGAGCGGACAAGAAAAUGGUUCCUGUUAUCCUUUCGCAUAACCCCGCAGGCGCUUCGACUCAAACGCUGUUCCAUUUUGUACAAGGAUUUAAUUCUGGUCGUUUUCAGAAGUACGACUGGGGCAAGAAGGGCAACAUGCUGAAGUACGGGACGGAGCAACCACCCGAGUACGACGUCUCGAAAAUCGACCUUCCUGUCACGCUCUUCUGGGGAGCCAACGACUGGCUGACCGGCAAGGAGGACAUCAACCGGCUCGAGAAACGACUGCCGCAACUCCAGGCCAGUUAUAAGGUAUCGAAUCCUGUCUUUAGCCACUUGGAUUUCCUCUGGGCAACGGACGCCCGUUCUCUCGUCUAUGAUAAGCUCUUCGAUAUCUUGAAGAACGAAGUGAGAACUUGAUGCUAAUGAUAAUAAAUUAAUAAUAAAAUAAAGUUAAUAUGCUGAUAAUAUUGACAGUGUGUUAAAAUUGAUGUGUGUUGUCCGUGUAAUUUUGUAUUUGGCGUCUGUGAUUUCCGGAAUUUAUUUGGGAUUAUAAUUAAUUUUUAAAAAAUGGUGAUAUUCUUUGAACCACAUUAAGUGUUGUUGCAGUUAUUAUCAUUAUCAAUGAAAUUAUUAAUUUAUA
Penaeus monodon (black tiger shrimp) is the source of this 1426-nucleotide messenger RNA. Its product is annotated as gastric triacylglycerol lipase-like. The record is from RefSeq and is a predicted model, not a curated record. Gene Ontology annotation, molecular function: hydrolase activity, acting on ester bonds. NCBI's taxonomy places the organism in Eukaryota, Metazoa, Arthropoda, Malacostraca, Decapoda, Penaeidae.